Messenger RNA from Gongylonema pulchrum, 591 nucleotides. NCBI's taxonomy places the organism in Eukaryota, Metazoa, Nematoda, Chromadorea, Rhabditida, Gongylonematidae. The record is from the annotation of a GenBank genome assembly.
AUGGAUUCAGCCGCCGAAUUGCUGCACAUUCCGUGUCGAUCAUCCGGACAGCAUAACAUGAGCGCAUCGGAGUUGUGCGAUAACGAUGACAUGGCAACAAGUUUGGUCGUCGAUUCGGUGCUCGGAUUUCGCACCCACAAAAUGAGCCUGAACUACCGAUCACCAAAACGACACGAACAGACUGAGCUGAAAGAAAUUCUGGAGAAAUACAUUGGCGAUCAGGACAUGCGUUCAACGAUUCAGAAAAUCUUUCGUGUCAAACGAGUGAGCAGAUUCCUGAAGCAGCGAACUCUGCCGAAACAGAUUGCAUUCCGAGACCACCUCCUCAGGUUUUUGCAAAUGUUUACGAGCAGUUCUGGCUUCACAGUGCAACCGUGUUUUCGUUACAGGGCAGAAAAUCGUCGCGGUGGAAUGUUGGUUGCCACAAAGCCAUGGCAAAAAGGCGACGUAAUCGACAGCUUAGUGGGCGUUCUCGGUGAUCUCAGAAAUGACAAAGAAUUGCAACUGCUUCGAAAAGAUGUGAAUGAUUUCUCAGUAAUGUACAGCACAAGGUGCGUUCAGUCCCGCUGGUUUCCUUUUUCCGCAAGUUAA